ACCCCGCGUGGCCCGGGUCCCAGAGUUUGGCUCCGCCCUCUGCCCGGUGCCCGCAGCCCGCGCCCCCACCUUGCUUAGGGCAGAGAAAGUCGAGGUUCCGCGGGCAUGCAAGCAGAAACCACCCCGAAGGGCGGGCGGGCGCGAGACCACCGCUUCCUCCCUUCCCCCUCCUCCCCCGCUCGCCACUCCUUUCUCCCGGCCGGGUGGAGGUGGUGCGUGGGGACCCGAGUGGGGCGGGGCUGGGCGGGCUGAGGCUGAGGCGUGAGGCUCAGGCACCCGUCCCGGAGUGAGCGAUGGCGGCGCGCAGCCUGGGCCGCGGUGUGGGCAGGCUGCGGGGUGUCUUGGCGCGCGCGGGUAGCGGGGCGCACGCGGCGCCCCACCAGGCCCGGGCAGCCUCAUACCCCGCGCGCCGUGCGCAGGCCGCCCGCGAGCCCGCCGCCUUCUGGGGGCCCUUGGCGCGGGACACGCUGGUGUGGGACGCCCCCUACCAUACAGUCUGCGACUGCGACUUCGGCAGCGGCAAGAUCGGCUGGUUCCUAGGCGGCCGGCUCAACGUGUCCGUCAAUUGCUUGGAUCAGCACGUCCAGAAGGCACCUGAGAGCAUCGCUUUAAUCUGGGAGCGAGAUGAGCCUGGCACGGAAGUGAGGAUCACCUACAGGGAGCUGCUGGAGACCACGUGCCGCCUGGCCAACACGCUGAAGAGGUAUGGAGUCCAGCGCGGGGACCGCGUGGCCAUCUAUAUGCCGGUGUCCCCACUGGCUGUGGCGGCAAUGCUGGCUUGUGCCAGGAUCGGAGCUGUCCACACAGUUGUCUUUGCUGGAUUCAGUGCGGAAUCCUUGGCUGGGAGGAUCAAUGAUGCCAAGUGCAAGGUGGUUAUCACCUUCAACCAAGGACUCCGGGGAGGGCGCGUGGUCGAGCUGAAGAAAAUAGUGGACGAAGCUGUGAAGAACUGCCCGACCAUCCAGCACGUCCUGGUGGCACACAGGACAGAAAACAAGGUCCCCAUGGGGGAACUGGAUGUCCCUCUGGAGCAGGAGAUGGCUCAGGAGGCCCCCGUGUGCAUCCCAGAGAGCAUGGGCAGCGAGGACAUGCUCUUCAUGCUGUACACCUCGGGCAGCACUGGCACGCCCAAGGGUCUGGUGCACACUCAGGCAGGCUACCUGCUGUACGCUGCGCUGACACACAAGCUUGUGUUUGACUACCAGCCCGGAGACGUCUUUGGCUGUGUGGCGGACAUAGGCUGGAUCACGGGACACAGCUAUGUGGUGUAUGGACCCCUCUGCAAUGGUGCUACCAGCGUCCUUUUUGAGAGCACCCCAGUUUAUCCCAAUGCUGGUCGGUACUGGGAGACGGUGCAGAGGCUGAGGGUCAAUCAGUUCUACGGUGCCCCGACCGCCAUCCGGCUGCUCCUGAAGCUUGGGGAUGGCUGGGUGAAGAAGUACGACCGCUCGUCCCUGCGCACCCUGGGCUCGGUGGGUGAGCCCAUCAACCACGAGGCCUGGGAGUGGCUACACAACGUGGUGGGAGAUGGCAGGUGCACGCUGGUGGACACUUGGUGGCAGACAGAGACUGGUGGCAUCUGCAUCGCGCCCCGGCCCUCGGAGGAAGGGGCCGAGAUCCUCCCUGGCAUGGCCAUGAGGCCCUUUUUCGGCAUCCUGCCCACUCUUAUGGAUGAGAAGGGCAACGUGGUAGAGGGUGGCGAUGUCUCCGGGGCCCUGUGUAUUUCUCAGGCCUGGCCGGGCAUGGCUAGGACCAUCUACGGUGACCACCAGAGAUUCGUAGAUGCUUACUUCCGAGCCUACCCAGGCUACUACUUCACCGGAGAUGGGGCCCACAGAACCCAAGAUGGCUACUACCAGAUCACAGGGCGCAUGGACGAUGUCAUCAACAUCAGUGGUCACCGCCUGGGCACGGCAGAGAUUGAGGAUGCCAUGGCUGACCACCCUGCUGUGCCGGAAACCGCUGUCAUUGGCUAUCCCCAUGACAUCAAAGGGGAAGCCGCGUUUGCCUUCAUCGUGUUGAAGGAUGAGGCUGGUGAUGCGGACAUGGUGGUGAAUGAGCUCAAGUCGAUGGUGGCUGCCAAGAUUGCCAAAUACGCUGUGCCGGACCAGAUCCUGGUGGUAAAACGUCUCCCCAAAACUCGCUCUGGAAAAGUCAUGCGGCGGCUCCUGAGGAAGAUCGUUACGGGCGGAGCCCAGGACUUGGGGGACACCACCACCCUGGAGGACCCCAGCGUCAUUGAGGAGAUCCUGAGCGCCUUUCAGAUGCACAAACAGAGACGGGCAGCCGCCAAGUAGGGUGCUGCUUUGGCUGAGCUUGGACCUGGCCCAGGGGUGCAGCCUCACUUGCCCCUCGAGACAUCCCAGUGCACUGUCCACACCCUGAGGUAAAGCUGGCCUGCAGCGCCGCCUCCUCCAGGCCCUGGAGAACCUGCCCUGCCAAGGAGUCAGCACACACAGUGGCUCCUGUGCCACUCACCCUGGGCUCGGUUUCCAGGCCCGGGGCAGCAGCAGCGUCUGGACCCACACCUGGGGCAGUCACACUUCUCCAGAAGUUGUCAGAGACAAAAAGCAGAGGCAGUGCUCUUUCUGAUCUUGAACUUAGAGAGCACUGUGGGAGCGUUCCAGUGUGAGGUGAGGAUGGACACAGACGCGCGUGCUCGUGCACACACACACACACACAUACACACACACACACACACACACACUGCAGCUGUCAGGGAAAUCUCCACUGCCUCCAUCAGCGGGAAGGAAGGGUGCAUGCUCAGAUGCCUGUUAGCAAGUCUGGAUGUCUAGUCAGAGUUCGGUGCCUCUGCCUGUCUGCUGUCCUGGCCACUCUGUGCCCAUGUACCAUGUCUGUCCCUCCUGACCUUGGUCUGUCGCCUCAGAAGGGAUGAGCCUUGACUCCCUAACUCAGAAGCUGCUCCGGGCGGACUUGUUUUUCUGACCUGUGACCUGGCAGAGUAUGCUUUUUGCUUGAUGCCUUAGGAAAACUCAGGUGAACCUCAGGGCAGCUCGGCCUGAAUGGGGCUCCUGGUCUGGGGGCAGGGAGAGCCAGAGGCCCAGGUAAGACCUGCACUGCCCCCAAGCUCCUCCUCAAUGUGCCUUAAGUCCUGGAGACUGCACUGUGCUGUGGGUUGGGACACUCAGUGCCUGGUGAGUGAGGCCAAGGUGUGAUGCAGGCGGAGGCUACCCCGUGCACCUCAGGGCUAUGUGCCUGUUCUAGGGGUCAGGUGCCACACACUGGUGGAGGCCUCACCGUGCUGGCUCUGGGCAGUCAGGUGAGUGCCAAGACCCCAUGGUGGCAGAGGCCACAGCAGGCACCACAUUGAACAGCAGUGCCUAUUACCACUAGCGAUGCUGAGCCACACACCGGGCCAUACAAGAGCUGUGGCUGUCUUAUGAGAUGACUUGGGUCUCUGGCUCUCGCAUGGGGUGCAGAGGUGUUCAAAUAAAGUUUUAUUUUGUUCAUUCUCCACCCAGAGC
This is a messenger RNA of Octodon degus (degu), 3485 nucleotides long. It is a transcript of the gene Acss1, whose product is annotated as acyl-CoA synthetase short chain family member 1. The record is from RefSeq and is a predicted model, not a curated record. Gene Ontology annotation, cellular component: mitochondrion. Bases 294 to 2297 code for a protein of 667 amino acids. Lineage: Eukaryota; Metazoa; Chordata; Mammalia; Rodentia; Octodontidae. Gene Ontology annotation, molecular function: AMP binding; acetyl-CoA synthetase activity. The transcript has 14 exons.